This is a messenger RNA of Sus scrofa (pig), 2553 nucleotides long. It is a transcript of the gene MIEF2, whose product is annotated as mitochondrial elongation factor 2. Lineage: Eukaryota; Metazoa; Chordata; Mammalia; Artiodactyla; Suidae. Gene Ontology annotation, biological process: positive regulation of mitochondrial fission; mitochondrion organization. Gene Ontology annotation, cellular component: mitochondrial outer membrane. The record is from RefSeq and is a predicted model, not a curated record.
GCGCGCGUCGGCCCCGCCCCUCGGCCUGCCGCCGCCGCCGCCGGGCCCUCUGCUCCGGACUCGGCCUCGGCGCCCGAGGCUCAACAGCCGGCGCUUGCUGGCUCCCGGGCCCCCGGUGGCUCGGGACCCAGGCCUGGGCGCACGGGGCAGCGGGAGUUGGAUGCUAGGGUCCUCAGCCAGAGCCGCGGGCCUGCCUCCCGUGAAGCGCUCCCUGGGGCGCGGCGCCCGCGCUUGGAGGCGACUCCGAGUGCAGUUACGUUCUCAUUCGUCCCCCGAGGGAGGCGUCCCCUGGCUGGCACAUGGCAGCCCCAGUAGGCGACAAGGCCGCUGUGCCCUUCACGAGAAAGGCAGCAGCAGACCACAGAGACCCAGAGGCCCGCAGGGUGGACCAACCAUGGCAGAGUUCUCCCAGAAUCGGGGCAAGCGGCGUGACGGCGAGGCGCUGGGCAGCGCUGUGGACUUUCUCCUGGCCAAUGCCCGCCUGGUGCUGGGUGUGGGCGGGGCUGCCGUGCUGGGCAUUGCCACGCUGGCUGUGAAGCGGCUCAUCGACAGGGCCACCAGCUCUCAGGAUGAGGCUGAUGCCAAGGGGGACGCCACGUGCCUGGAGGAGAGCUGGAAGGAACUGAGCCUGCUCAAGGCCACGCCGUGCCUCCAGCGUCGGCCCCCACCCGCCGCCCUCAGCCAGUCGGUGCCACUCCGGGCCCCCUCACCCUCUGCCCCAGAGGUGCCCGCAGACGCAGAUCCCCAGAAGGCGCCUCAGCUCAGCUCCCCAGCGCCAUCCUUGUGCCUGACGUUCCAGGAGAAGCUGCUGGCAUUCGAGCGGGACUACGUGACCGUCCCGGUGGCUCACGUGACUCUGGCCAAGCAGCUGGCCGGUGAUAUUGCCCUGGAGCUGCAGGCCUACUUGCGGAACAAGUUCCCAGAGCUGCCCUUCGGGGCACUGGUGCCUGGCGGGCCGCUCUACGAUGGGCUGCAGGCAGGAGCCACUGACCCCGUGCGUCUCCUGGUGCCCUUGGCACUGGAGCCGGGCCUGUGGAGCCUGGUGCCCGGUGUGGACACUGUGGCUCAGGACCCUCGCUGCUGGGCCGUGCGCAGAACUCAGCUGGAGUUCCGCCCUCGUGGGAGCAGCCCCUGGGACCGCUUCCUGGUGGGCGGCUACCUCUCCUCCCGCGUCCUGCUGGAGCUGCUCCGCAAGGCCCUGACCGCCUCCGUCAACUGGCCGGCCAUCGGCAGCCUCCUCGGGUGUCUGAUCCGGCCACGCGUGGCCUCAGAGGAGCUGCUGCUCGAGGUCCAGCACGAGCGUCUGGAGCUCACCGUGGCUGUGCUCCUCGCUGUCGCCGGCGCCCCGGCUGGAGAGCGCCUCCUGCUGGCCUGGCCCUUGGAGGGGCUGGCAGGGAACCUCUGGCUGCAGGACUUGUAUUCUGCGGAGGCCGCCAGGCUGCGGGCCCUGGAUGAGGGCGAUGCUGGGACCCGCCGGAGGCUGCUGCUGCUGCUCUGCGGUGUCUGCCACCGCCACCCGGUGCUGGGGCGGCUGGGCCGCAGCCACCUGACCCAGGUGGUCCUGCGCCUGGGGGAGGAGGCGGCCGACUGGGCCGAGGAGGCCCUGGGGGAGCGCUUCCUGCAGGCCCUGGAGUCUCUCAUCGGCAGCCUGGAGCGGGCCAGCCUGCCCUGCCACUUCAACCACCGCGUGGACCUCCUGGGCGGCCUGCGGGACGAGGACAUUGAUGACCUGGGCUGUGCGCUCUUCCGUGGGCUGCAGGCCCCUGAACAGCUGCUGCCCCCGGUGCUUGGAGAGCCCCUUUCUCUUGCUUGAGCCAGAACACGAGGGUGCAGGUAGGCACGGGCUGGGCGACAGCGCUGGAGCCCGGGGCCGCCUGCACUCGCACUUGGCUCUUCGGCCUGGGGCUGCCCCGACCCCCAGUCACAAGCAGCGAGUUACAGACAGAGCCGGGCUCUUGCUGUCCCCCUAGGGGCGAGACUGCUCGGCUUUCCUGUCCCAAGAGAGAGUCGCAAUUUCUUUAGUGCCAGUUGUGGGCAUCGCAAAGCUGCUGGGCUGUGGCCACUGUGUCUGUUUCACUCCCGGUGGCUGGAGUCACCUGUGGCACACGGCUCUCUGCUGACUUAAAGGCCAGCGUUUUCAACGCUGUGCCCGCUCUGCUCGUCCGGCUGUAGCCUGGAGUGGGGCCCACUUCACGCUUCAGGAGAGGCUGUUUCCCGCUCCCCACCAGCCGGGCGAGUGGAGGCCCCAGGAGAACCCUGUCCUCACUGGGGGAGCCGAGGUCCUCCGUGGCGCCCGCCUGGCCCAGAGCCGAGGGUGUCCCCUGGCUGCCACUGCACCCAGCUCCUGGGGUGCCUGCACCAGCUGUGCCCUCCUGAAGCUGGUGGGGCUGGGGGCUGGGGAGGGGGUCUCACCUGUCUCUGGUCUCCUUCCUGCUGAAGCAAAGCUCUCUGCCUUGAGGACUGAAGGAGAAUAAAGGAAAAGCCCGUGUCUGUGGGGCUCACGCUGGCCUGACACGCAGGUUUUUGAGCCCGGCCAGAGGGGCUUGGGACCAA